GAACUUGACAAGGUGCGACAAGCUAUGCCAAACGUCGAAAAAGAGCUGCAGAACGCAAUGUCGGAAAUGACGAACAAACGUCGAGAAGAGGCACAAUGCGCCGAAAAUGUUCGGCACUAUAUGGCACAGUUCGAACAGAAGCGACAAACAGUGGAAGCAUCUCGAAGCCAAAAUAAUGUCAUGAGACGUUUAAUGGCGGAAAAAUCGUCUGGAAAUAUACCAGGAAUAUACGGACGCCUUGGUGAUUUGGGAGCUAUUGACGAGAAAUAUGAUGUGGCGAUUUCAACCACCUGUAAACCACUGGAUUACAUUGUCGUUGAUACCGUUGAUACAGCACAAAUGUGUGUGGAAUUCUUGAGACGCGAAAAUUUGGGUAUCGCUUCGUUCCUGGUACUUGACAAGCAGGAAAAGCUUCUUCCUUACAUGAAAAAACCCUCAUCAACGCCCGAGAAUGCUCCUCGACUGUUUGACUUGAUUCGUGUGACCGACCCAGCGGUACUGCCAGCAUUUUAUUUUGCACUACGCGAUACACUGAUAGUGGACGAUAUCACUACCGCCACACGUAUUGGUAUCGGAGGCAGGCAGCGUUACAGAGUUGUUACGUUGAAAGGCGAAGUUGUUGAAACAAGUGGCUCAAUGACCGGUGGUGGAAGAUCGGAACGAAGGUACUCUCCAUUCAAGAGGAUUCUGUUUUGCUUAGUUCUCAUUUUACGCCUGGAUUUUUCGUAG
Molecule: messenger RNA, 729 nt
Organism: Gongylonema pulchrum
Lineage: Eukaryota; Metazoa; Nematoda; Chromadorea; Rhabditida; Gongylonematidae
Source: the annotation of a GenBank genome assembly